AUGGUACAGUCCAUUUGAACAAGAGACUGUAGUUAUCGUCACUACAGAGUUAAAGUUAUUUACUUUGGCUUUUAACGUAGAAAAAUCCGAUUUAGCUUUAUUUCAUUAUGUCUGUUAUAAAGAAGGGAGAUUUAACCGACACUGAAAAAGAGCUUCUGGUUGUUAUUGCUGCAGGAAAUGUACAGGAAGCUUCAAGAUUGCUUGGCUCGAAGGAUGUGAGAGUGAACUGCCUGGAUGAGUAUGGCAUGACUCCUCUCAUGCAUGCUGCGUAUAAGGGCAAGGCAGAUAUGUGUAAGCUGCUGCUGCAACAUGGUGCAGACGUCAACUGCAAUGAGCACGAGCACGGCUACACAGCUCUCAUGUUCGCAGGACUAUCGGGGAAGACUGAUAUCACAUGGAUGAUGUUAGAUGCUGGAGCAGAGACUGAUGUGGUGAACUCAGUAGGCAGAUCAGCAGCACAAAUGGCUGCUUUUGUAGGUCAGCACGACUGUGUGACUGUUAUCAAUAACUUCUUCUCCCGAAAGAGGCUUGACUACUACACAAAACUGCAGGGCUUAGAAAAAGAGCCAAAACUGCCUCCUAAACUGGCUGGACCUUUGCACAAAAUUAUCAUGAGCACAAAUCUUAACCCUGUCAAGGUGGUGAUGCUGGUGAAGGAAAAUCCUCUACUCGUGGACGUAGAGGCUCUUGAGAAGUGUCGUAAAGUGAUGGAGCUGAUCUGUGAGAAAUGUGUAAAGCAGCAGGACAUGAAUGAGGUGCUGGCCAUGAAGAUGCACUACAUCAGUUGUGUUCUGCAGAAAUGUAGCGCCUUCCUCAAAGACCGGCAGGAUAAACUAGAUGGCUUAAUCAAGUGCCUACUAAAGGGGCGAGACAGUGACUGCUUUCCGGUGUUCCAAGAAAAAUUUAUCCGGGAGUGCAUCCGGAAAUUUCCUUACUGCGACGCUACGCUACUCCAGCAGCUUGUCAGAAGUAUAGCUCCUGUGGAAAUAGGCAAUGACCCCACAGCUUUGUCAGUGCUCACCCAAGCUAUCACAGGGCAGGUGGGCUUCAUGGAUGCUGAAUUCUGCACCACCUGUGGGGAGAAGGGAGCAGAAAAGAGGUGCUCCAUCUGCAAAAUGGUUAUCUAUUGCAACCAAGAUUGCCAGAAGAUGCACUGGUUCACCCAUAAGAAGAUCUGCAAGAAACUUCAGGAGCAGAGGCAGAAGCAAGAGGCUGAAUCAGCCAAGCGACUAGAGAGACAGGCCAAAGAAUCUGAGGAGAAGAAAGCACUGGAAGAGACGAGCAGCAGUAUGGAAAAUCUUUCUGUUGAGCAGAGUGAAGUUACCAGCACAUCAGAUGUUCAAAAAGAAACUGAGAGCACUGACCCCAUUCAGAUAUCUUCAGACUGAGUCAUGCGGAUUAAGCAGAGACAACAUUAACCCCAGUCAUUUCCCAUAAUCGCUGUCAAGUCCUGCCUUAGCCAGAACACUACGAUGUGCAUGUCGUCCAAAAUCUGGGGACCUCCUGAACGUUUCUUUCAGAGGAAGGGUUUUUGGAGCGUGAAAUCUGAUGGAAAAGCUAACAAAGCUUUCAUCACAUGCACAGGCUUUCCGUCAACACGUGACACGUUUUAUUGUAGCGUUUGUUCUUUUAUAGCUAACGUUAUGUAUGUGGUCAUGUGCAUCAAUAUUAGAUUUAGUAAAGAGAGUAUAUAUUUAUGACAGUCAGUCUUAAGUUAAACCUUAUGUUGUUAGGUAAUAUUGCAUGUAGAGGAUAAAGAUGUUGAAGCCUUUGCCUUAAACCAUGUUGGCAAGUCUGUAGUUUUGUCUUGGAUGAAAAACAUUACACCGUCCACAGUAGAUUUAAGAACAUGUCACUAUAAGUAUAAUUGUUUUACGGGUCGAGCUGAUUUAAGUCCUCGUGCUGCAUUUGCACGUCUUGCUUUUACAGAAACCUCACAAGACAUGAAAGGUCUAAAUUUGAAUGUUAAAAUUAGUGUGCCAUUUUCCCCAUAAUGAAGAUUCAGGGACAAUAGGUAGCAGCUGCAUACCUGUGCUUGCUAUGUUUUAAUGACAGUUGUGUAGAAAUCACAAUUUGCAGUCUGUGUGUGUUAUCUGAAUUUGACAGUAAGGAUUUUGGCUGCAGUUGAACUGUGCUCCUCCAGGGGGUGCUGCUGAGCUCUUAUGCUGCUCCAGUUCAGAGUAGAGAACUGCAUGAUGGAUCUCUGCAUGGCCCUGCGCUCACAGAGAUCUUCAAUCUCAUCAAAUGGGCAUCUGAAAAUACCAACCAGGACUUCAUUAAUUUUUUACUGAUUCUAGAAAAAUCCAUGCUUAUUAAAAUGAGCUUUUCGAUGCCACAUCCAAGAACUUUUUUCUUUUUGCUAUGAAAUUCUUCUAUCAUCUCACUUUUAUACAGUGAUGCAGCAGCACUUUAUUACUUUAGUCUGUCCAGUGCUCACCUCAUAUGUACACACUAAAGGUUGUAAAUCUUCAUGCUAAUACCACUGUCAAAUCCUUCUUGUUUCAGUCACUUAAUAGCUGGGCCGAGUCAUUGCCGUAACUCGCCUCCAUUGCGUUCUGAACUUUUUUCUUUUUCUUGGUCCAUGGUGGAUAUCCCAUUAAUAUCAUGAAAGUCACUGAAAUAUAGUGAGUGAGAACAAAAUGCUCUUGUCCUUCUUGUUUUAGGAGCCAGCAGUGAAACCUGACUGUUAUACAUUAUGUUCAAGACAUAAUAUGUUGUAAUAUUAUAUCCAAUAUUCUAACUGUACUAUCAAUAUUCCUUUCAUGACACCAGAGUGGCAAACAACUCAUAACUCUUCCAGAGAAAAAUAAAAAUACAGCACCAACUAACAACUGGGCACCAAAAUCAGUCAUCAGAAACAUAUCAGUAUAAAAACCUCCCUUGUGGCUCUUUCCCAUAGAUCUACUUACUUUGUGCGUUUGGUGUUGGAGCUCCAUUGACCUGGAAUAAAUGACAAAUGAGUUAAAGAGCUUGAGGGAAGGAUAGAUGAACAUAACCUCAGUUACAGACAAUUGUACAGCAUACAGUAAAAUAACUAGUCAUGUCAGUGUAUAAUCUGAAUCUAUCCCAUAAUAGUGCGACCCAGUAUGAGACAGAUGUAACCUGUAGUUUUCAAUAUAAUAAACAUUUGCCCCAAAACACAUUUAAAGUCCCAGGCCACUGUAGCAUUAUGAGACUAAUGCUCUGUUAUUUAAUUAUGAUUCAGUGACUGUCGUGUGUCCCACUGAUAUUACAUUUACAAUGAUAUAAAGCUUAAACACGGGUAAAUUGUCCUUCAUAACAACCUCUGUCCAGAUUUCAGAUAAAAAUAAUAAAAGCUUUCGAUAGCAA
Molecule: messenger RNA, 3330 nt
Organism: Tachysurus vachellii
Lineage: Eukaryota; Metazoa; Chordata; Actinopteri; Siluriformes; Bagridae
Gene: ankmy2a
Product: ankyrin repeat and MYND domain containing 2a
Exons: 10
Coding region: 108-1388 (426 amino acids)
Biological process (GO): regulation of smoothened signaling pathway
Molecular function (GO): protein binding
Source: RefSeq, a predicted model, not a curated record